AACCAAACCAUCCAACGUCAUCAAUCACGUGGUUUUCGUUAUUUGAUAAAGCUCUGAAACUUUUUGUAAGAAAUUGUGCAUAUUGCUUUUGAGACAUAAACACCGUCUCAUACGACCCAUUGUUUGUUAUGUAAUUAUGUUGAAUGAUCGUAUUUUGGAUGUGUUUUAAAGAGUCUGUUAGCUAAUCCGUUUGCUUUUAGUUAUUGCUAAUCCGUAGGCUAAUAGCUAGGCUACUUUUGCUUCUAGCUUUCAUUUAUGUUGCAUAGUGCAUUCUUACAGUGGCAGACCUAUUUCUUUAUCGCAUAAAAUCUGAACUUCCGUAUGAAGAUUACGUCAUUGCCUUACCCAUAAUAUAUUUUAGGCUACUGUUUGGAACCUAGGGGUCAAUCUAGGACUGUAAGCGUUCAGAUAACAGAAGAACAUGUUUUCCGUUGCAAGAAGAACGAAAAUACCCCAACAAGUUCUGGCCAGCAGCACAAUAUGCUCUCGAAUAGCAGGACACUCGCGGAAAGUUCCGGCGACACUGACGAUAAGACCCCUUUGUUCUAGAAUGGAUUUAGAGAAAGGACUGCUCUUCCGGCAAUUGUUUGAGUCGGCGAGCAGCACGUACACAUAUUUAUUGGCUGACACAGCCAACAAAGAGGCAGUUCUUAUUGACCCAGUACUAGAGACUGUUGACAGGGACCUGAAGCUCAUAGAUCAACUGGGGCUCACUCUGAAACUGGCAGUGAACACCCACUGCCAUGCAGACCACAUUACAGGAACAGGACAACUGAAAAAGAGGGUGUUUGGGCUGAAGAGUGCCAUAUCCAAGCACAGUGGUGCCACUGCUGAUAUCCUGCUGUCGGAAGGGGACAAGAUCUCCUUUGGCAAGCAUUACCUGACUGUGAGGGAGACGCCAGGACAUACAGAUGGAUGUGUUACAAUUGUGAGUGGCGAUCAGAGCAUGGCCUUCACAGGCGACACGCUCCUUAUCAGGGGAUGUGGAAGGACAGACUUCCAGCAAGGCUGCUCCAAGACCCUCUAUGAGUCUGUCCAUCAAAAGAUCUUCACGCUACCUGAACAAUGUCUUAUCUAUCCUGCACAUGACUACAAAGGUCAGACUGUAUCUACUGUUGGGGAGGAAAAGAGGUUUAACCCCCGUCUGACCAAGACCCUGAAGGAGUUUAUCCAUAUCAUGAACAAUCUGGAUCUCCCAAAGCCUGCAAAAAUAGAUAUUGCUGUUCCUGCAAACCUGAUGUGUGGACUUCAUGAAACCUAAGUCUUUCAUUGCAAGAUACAUUUUUUUAAAUAAUUUUAUUCAGAAAAGCAAUAUUUUACAUAUAAUGAGACAACAAACUUUUAAUAAUUUAUUAAUCAUUACAAUUUGUCUAUUGAAAAGAUAAUGGCAUUGGUGGGUGAAUAGACAGACAUUUUAUAUUUGUAUAAGAAUGCUCUUUUAUUGUGAUACAAAUCUCAAAUAUGGAAAUACUGGGGGAAAAGGGACCCAUAGUGUUUAAUUCAAGAAUGUUAAGAUUACUUUUAAAUGUAAAGCCUUUAUUUUACUGCAUCUACAGAGCUAUAAUUAAAGUAAAGUCAGUGUUCAGAUUGGCUUGGUCUAUUCACAGUUUAGUGUUCAUCCAUACUGAGCUUACACAAUUGAGCUUCUUCACAUGAACUUGAAAUGAUACAAGGUCCCUUUGCAAAAGCAGUUCACUCUCACAAACAUAGUAAUACGUCUAUUGUUUGCUGUGGCCUGUCUUUGCAUAAAAUGUAAAUACUCAAAUUUGCAUAAAGAAAAUCCUCUGUGCCAAGUUUCCAUUGCGGAAGUUUAAAAUCUUUCAUAAUCUAGGAUCUCUCUCUCUCUCCUCUAGUCUCUCUCUCCUCUAGUCUCUACCCCCUAGUCUAUACCCCCUUUGGGUUCUUUAAGCACAUUUAGGUUCUGCCACCCUGACUCCCCAUCUCACUUAUGCUUUGUUAACCUUUUAAUGGAUGGAAUGAACAACUAACUUAACAUAUUUGUCAAAGACGCUGGUUUUCAACUAUUUUAAGUCAUUAAAUGAUUCAGUUAUUUGUUUUUUUAAAUAUUAUUCAAUCAUUUUAAGCACUUUUUUGUAUUUGAAUUAUUAAAGGUGGUAUCAUCA
Hypomesus transpacificus is the source of this 2123-nucleotide messenger RNA. Its product is annotated as persulfide dioxygenase ETHE1, mitochondrial-like. Gene Ontology annotation, molecular function: sulfur dioxygenase activity. Gene Ontology annotation, biological process: glutathione metabolic process; hydrogen sulfide metabolic process. The coding region runs from base 422 to 1261 and encodes 279 amino acids. The transcript has 7 exons. The record is from RefSeq and is a predicted model, not a curated record. Lineage: Eukaryota; Metazoa; Chordata; Actinopteri; Osmeriformes; Osmeridae.